Daucus carota subsp. sativus is the source of this 2265-nucleotide messenger RNA. RefSeq names its product LEAF RUST 10 DISEASE-RESISTANCE LOCUS RECEPTOR-LIKE PROTEIN KINASE-like 2.1. Gene Ontology annotation, molecular function: protein kinase activity; ATP binding; polysaccharide binding. NCBI's taxonomy places the organism in Eukaryota, Viridiplantae, Streptophyta, Magnoliopsida, Apiales, Apiaceae. The transcript is spliced from 4 exons. The record is from RefSeq and is a predicted model, not a curated record. Gene Ontology annotation, biological process: protein phosphorylation. The coding region runs from base 98 to 2101 and encodes 667 amino acids.
CAAGUUGUCUUUCGCUGUGAGACAACUGAUUCAAUACUUGGCUCUGUACCUGAUUAGAUAUAAGUUGAGAAGAUAUCUUAAACAUAAACUCAACAUUAUGCCUUCUGUGACUUGGAAACACUAUUCAGUAUUCAUAAUCAUCUUUGCACUAUUAUCUCUUAUAAACUCAUCAUGCUGCAAGCCUUCUUCUCCUUCUUCUUGCGGUGAUGGCUUAAACAUAAAGUGUCCUUUUAGACUCAAGGGUGAUAACCAGAAAUGUGAUGCUUCUUUUUCCCAAGAGCUGUCUUGCCUCGAUAAUCGCACUGUCGUAUAUUUGAAUGAGCUCUGGUUUUAUGUCCAGGAAAUCAAUUAUGAUGAUCAUUACAUUAGGGUUGUUGAUCCUGGCAUUCAAAAGAAUAAUUCUACUUCUCUUCCAUUUCAUUCCAUCACACAAAAUGAUUUAUCAUCAGUAGGAUCAUUUUUAAGUUUCGAUAAUCUGCCGAUUACAAUGAUAGAAUGCCCGUCUCCCGUAACAUCUACCCACUACAUCAAUAUUACCUCACCAAAUUCUUCUUCAUUCUCUGCUUCAGUGAUGGGAAAGUACUAUGUUUAUUCUUAUGCCUAUAUAGUGAUCGAUGGCUACUCUUCUGAGGAACUUGAGGACAAUUGCAGGAUUAACAAGGUAGCUUGGGUAUCAGACCAACGAUACCGGGAAUUGUCAAGUAUGUCUGAAAUUCAUGACGCCCUGGUUUAUGGAUUUAUACUAAGUUGGCGUUACUUCUACUGCCCAAAGUGUGACGAUAUGGUUCGCACCCUGAAAGGCUAUUGUGAUACUGAUAACACUGAUUAUCGCCGCUGGGCUUGCACAGACUACAAUAUGUGCAACAUACUAGAUUUAAGAUCAUACCAUCUCUCAGUUUCGUGUUUUCGGCAGAACUGGCAUGGAAUAUUAAAAGACCCUUAUAUCCGAGUACAAAUUGGUAAAAUUGCAGGUAAAGUUGCAGGCAUUUUUUUGGGUGCAAGAUUUUCUUUAGGAAUACCAUUUUUGCUUGCCUUGUUGGUUUAUAGAGCUAGGAGAAGGCAUUUAUCAAUGUACGACACCAUUGAGGAUUUUCUUCAAGCUCAAAACAACCUGAUGCCUAUAAGGUAUUCUUACUCCGACAUUAAGAAGCUUACCAAUAAUUUUAAAGAUAAACUAGGUGAAGGAGGUUUCGGGACUGUAUAUAAAGGAAAGCUUCGUAGUGGUCUUUUUGUAGCGGUAAAGAUACUGGCCAACUCUAAGGCUACUGGAAAAGAAUUCAUUAACGAAGUUGCUACAAGUGGAAGGAUUCAUCAUGUCAAUGUGGUCGAACUUCUCGGCUUUUGUUUCGAAGGUCCAAAACGUGCACUAAUAUAUGAGUUCAUGCCCAAUGGAUCUUUAGAGAAAUACAUCUACAGCAAAGAAGGAACAGAAGAAGAAGUUGUUCCCUUGAGUUGGGAAAAGAUUUAUGAAAUUUCAUACAAGGUGGCAACUGGAAUUGACUACUUACACCGAGGUUGUGACAUGCAAAUUUUGCAUUUCGACAUCAAGCCUCACAACAUUCUUCUUGAUGAGAAUUUCAAUCCAGCCAUUUCUGAUUUCGGGCUAGCAAAAUUAUAUGCCACUGAUCAUAGCAUUGUAACUCUCACUGCAGCUAGAGGAACAAUGGGUUAUAUGGCUCCGGAGAUGUUCUACAAAAACAUCGGUGGAAUUUCAUAUAAAGCGGAUGUUUAUAGUUUUGGAAUGUUACUCAUGGAAAUGGCUGGUCGGAGAAAAAAUUUGAAUCCAUUUGUGGAUCAUAUCAGUCAAAUUCACUUCCCGUCGUGGGUACAUGACCGAUUUAGUGAAGGAAAAGAGCUUGAGAUGGAAGAUGUCACCGAGGAAGAAAGGAAGUUGGUAAAGAAGAUGGUAUUAGUAGCAUUAUGGUGUAUACAAAUGAAGCCAAGUGAGCGCCCUUCUAUGAACAGAGUUAUUAAGAUGCUAGAAGGAGACAUUGAACAAUUAGUAAUGCCCCCUAAGCCUUUUCUUUAUCCACAAGAGGAUACAACUGAGAUAGACGAUCCAAUCCAUUCUUCCCCCAAUUUUCUACUAGAUGAAGAUUGAAUGUUACUGUAAUUCAAGGAAAGAAACUUGGUUUGUUUUGUCAUUUCAUCAUUUAGUCUUGUUUAUCUGCCUCUGUAAAAUAAGUACACAAAGUGUCACUAGUAAGAUGACUACAUGUAUAUGUAUUCAAGCAAGUUCUAGUAUUCUGUGUUGUUACACUUGAA